UCAUUGGUAGACGCCGGAAAAACUUCCAGCCUUCGCGGUGGGUCGCGGGAUGCUUCUAGGGUAGAUUUGACGUUCGCGGACAGACUUUUAUCUGUGACCAGUGUCCGCCACCGCGGAUGGCAAGGGACCUCAUCGGACCGGCGCUGCCGCCUGGCUUCAGCGCGCGCAGGGCAGCAGAAGACGAGGAGCGGGACCCCAGCCCGGUUGCAGGACCAGCUCUGCCCCCUAAUUAUAGAAGUAGUAGCUCAGACUCAUCAGACAGUGAUGAAGACAGUAGUUCUUUGUAUGAAGAAGGAAAUGAAGAAUCUGAAGAAGAUGACACUGGUCCAACUGCAAGGAAGCAGAGGAGAAACCAGGAUGACGACGAUGAUGGGUUUUUUGGACCAGCCCUUCCUCCUGGAUUUAAAAAGCAGGAUGAUUCUCCUCCAAGGCCUCUAAUAGGUCCUGCAUUGCCUCCUGGUUUCAUAAAAUCCACACAGAAAAGUGACAAGGGCAGAGAUGAUCCAGGACAACAGGAAACAGAUAGUGAAGAUGAGGACAUCAUUGGACCAAUGCCUGCAAAAGGACCAGUUAACUAUUGUGUAACAACAGAGUUUGAAAAAAGGGCCCAGAGAAUGAAAGAAAAACUGACUAAAGGAAAUGAUGAUUCGUCUAAACCAAUUGUAAGAGAGUCAUGGAUGACAGAGCUUCCUCCAGAAAUGAAAGACUUUGGUCUUGGGCCAAGAACUUUUAAGAGAAAAGCCGAUGACAAAUCUGGAGAUCGAUCGAUCUGGACAGAUACUCCAGCUGACAGGGAAAGGAAAGCUAAGGAAACACAAGAAGCAAGGAAGUCAUUCAAUAAGAAGGAUGAAGAACACAUAUUGUCAGGAAGAGAUAAGAGAUUGGCUGAGCAGGUAUCCUCGUAUAAUGAAUCAAAAAGAUCAGAAUCUCUUAUGGACAUUCAUCAUAAAAAAUUAAAGAGUAAGGCUGCUGAAGAUAAAAAUAAACCUCAAGAAAGAAUACCAUUUGACCGUGAUAAGGAUCUCAAGGUCAAUCGUUUUGAUGAAGCUCAGAAAAAAGCCCUAAUAAAGAAAUCUAGAGAACUAAACACCAGAUUUUCACAUGGCAAAGGCAGUAUGUUUUUAUAAGGGGAUUUCCCUGUGCAAUGAAGAAAAGUUAUUGAAGAAUACUCUUUUGUCUGUCUGUCCACCUUUAUUCCUUUCUUUUGGGCUUCUUAAGAUUAGAGAUUACUUUAAUCUUAAAAGCCAUACAAAUUUACCUUGCUUUGUGUGUCUUUAAAGGUCAUGUGGAAAUACAAAAUUGAUGUUCUGUCAUGUAGAAUAGAAUAUUUUUAUGUGCCUUUGGCUUCUGAGGAGGUAUAGUCUUUCCUUAAAAUAAUUAUUUUGAGGGUCCCUUUGAUUUUUGUGGAAUCUCACAAGUACCCUCUAAAAUCCACUAACUCUACUGCAGCCUGGACCUCCUUGUCCAAUAUACUUAACCUGCCCCAGGGUCCAUUGUCAAGUCUAGCAGUAGAUCCAAAAAUUUGAAAUUGGUUGUUUUUUCCCUCCAAAUUGCAUCCAGUGAAUACAAAUUUACUUGAAAAUAGAGGGUAUAGGGUUUUGUCUGUUUUGUUAUUAGUCUGCUUGUUUUAGCACUCAGGGCUUUUUGUUUGUUUAGAUUAUUGGGUUUUAGGUUUUUGUUUGUUUUUUUUUUUAAGUCAGAGAGCUCUCUAGGUUGUCUCAUAUGUUAAGGAAAAGCUUUUGAUUUUUCCAACUUUAUAUAAGAAGUAUUUCUAAGAGAAGCAAUCUGAGAGACAGGAUAGCAGUAACUGUGAGCAAAAUCUUUAAAACUCCGUCUCUAUGAUCUCAACCAAAGCUUUCUGAGUCCCAGAACUUGGCUUUGGGAUGGUCUUACUUUACCCAGUUAUAUACUGUAAUUAGUAGUUUGUAGCUAAUUUAUUGGGGUCAAAUCUUUUAUAUCAAUCAUGAACAGCCUUUUAUAAAAAAAAUCAAACUAAUAAAUCCUUGAAUACAAAAACACAAAUAGGAAAUCUGUCAUCAUAACCACUCUAAUUGAGUAUUAUGUUUGUAAUUCUUUAAGCUCUGCCUCUUAAGAUGUUAAAUAGAAACUUUUAUUUAAACUAUUAAACUGUUGUUAAAUAAAGCCUAAACGUAGAUUCUGUAAAUUAUAUUUUCUAGCAGAUUAAUCUCAAGUGUUACACUAAUUCUUUGUUCUAACUUUGAUGAAGCAUAAGGUUUUAAUGGAAUAACAUUCUGAUUCCCAGUUCAUAUAAGCUUUAUGAAAAUGAGUAACCCAAUCCAAGAUGGUACAAAUUGUUCUCUUUUUAUUAAUAUAAUAGCAGAACAAUAUAUUUUUUUAUGACAUCAGUGUAAACAAUAGCCUACUGAAGAAGGGUUGCUAUUAAAAAGAUAAAUAAUUGGGUGGCACCUGUGGCUCAGUGAGUAGGGCACCAGCCCCAUAUACCAAGGGUGGCAAGUUUGAACCCAGCCCCAGCCAAACUGCAACAACAACAAAAAAAAAAAAUAGCCAGGCAUUGUGGUGGGUGCCUGUGGUCCCAGCUACUUGGGAGGCUGAGGCAAGAGAAUCGCCUAAGCCCAAGAGCUGGAGGUUGCUAUGAGCUAAGACGCCACGGCACUCUACCCAGGGCAACAGUUAAGUGAGACUCUGUCUCUUAGAGAAAAAAAAAAAAAAAAGAUAAAUAAUUAUCUUAAGCAAAUUGAAAAGCUUCUUAUCUAAACAGAAUUGAACAUAGCUACCUUUUAACUAAAGGUGUCACUUUUAUUAUUUUCUUUCUUUCUUUCUUUUUUUUUUUUUUUU
Molecule: messenger RNA, 2817 nt
Organism: Nycticebus coucang (slow loris)
Lineage: Eukaryota; Metazoa; Chordata; Mammalia; Primates; Lorisidae
Gene: GPALPP1
Product: GPALPP motifs containing 1
Exons: 9
Coding region: 117-1127 (336 amino acids)
Source: RefSeq, a predicted model, not a curated record